Molecule: messenger RNA, 597 nt
Organism: Paramecium tetraurelia
Lineage: Eukaryota; Ciliophora; Oligohymenophorea; Peniculida; Parameciidae
Exons: 3
Source: RefSeq, a predicted model, not a curated record
AUGGGACCUUAUGGAUAUUAAACCAUAGUGUCAAAGACAUUUACGAAUGUACCCCCAAACAACUUAAUAGAAUUUAAAGUUGGUAUUUGGAAAUUAGACUCUUGGGACAGUGAAGGAUUUUAGAUUUUUGCAAACAAUGUUGAAAUAGAAAAUUUAAAAUUGAGUUUUCAUGAUGGAACAAUGAUGUGUAGAAAUGAGAUAUGGGAAGAUUUAUUUUAGCCUCUUUCAUUUAGAUUGAAAAUAACUGGAACUGAUUUAACAAUAAAGUUAAAAGAUAACUUACAAACUGAUACGUGGUUCGAAGAUCUUUGGGAUGAAUCUUGGGGAUUCAGAGACUUUAUUUUAAGACUUGCUGUUCCAUGUGUUAAUUUUUAUAGUGAAUGCAAUUAUACUGGAGCAUUAUUUUAAAUAUGUUAAGGUGAAAAAUCCAAAUUGCAGAAUGAAAUUCCUAUUGAAAUCAAAUCAAUCCUUAUGGGUCCAGGUAUAAUUGUAAAAUUGAAAAGUCCGAAUUACUUUGCCGGAGUAAUUUAAGAGUUCACUUCUUCAUAGCCUUGCUUGAUGGCUUAUCAGUUUCCAAAGGUUAUCUAUUAGGAGUGA